GUUGUGUGAGGCGCUGUGUGAGGGGAGGGGGGGGAAGAUGGCGGCGGCGGCGCGCGGGCUGCUGGCGGCGGGGCUGUUCCGCGGGCGGGUGGCUAUCGUCACCGGCGGCGGCACCGGCAUCGGCAAGGCCAUCGCCGCCGACUUGCUGGCGCUAGGUUGCAGCGUUGUUAUUGCCUCUCGUAAAUUUGACCGAUUAAAAGCUGCUGCAGAAGAACUAAACAAUACAUUUUCUUCCAUGAGUCCUGCCAAAGUGACUCCCAUACAGUGCAAUAUCCGCAAAGAAGAUGAGGUAGAAGCUUUGGUGAAGUCUACACUGAGUCUGCAUGGGAAGAUUGACUUCCUGGUGAAUAAUGGAGGGGGCCAAUUCGCAAGUCCUUCUGAAGCCAUCCGUGCAAAAGGCUGGAAUGCUGUGAUAGACACGAAUCUGACAGGGACCUUCUACUGCUGCAAAGCAGUGUACAAUGCCUGGAUGCAGGAACAUGGAGGAGUCAUUGUCAACAUUACUGCUGCCGUGAGAAAUGGGUUUCCUGGAAUGUCGCAUACAGGAGCUGCAAGAGCUGCAGUGAAUAACCUAACCAAGACUUUAGCUUUAGAAUGGGCCCACAGCGGAGUAAGAAUCAACAGCGUUGCUCCUGGUCUAGUAUUUUCAGAAACUGCUGUUGCAAACUAUGGAGAACAAGGUAUAAUGAUGUGGUUAAAGAGCAUACCAAAGGUUCCUGCCAAGAGGUCAGCAGUUCCUGAGGAGAUCUCUCCUGCAGUGUGUUUCUUGCUAUCUCCAGCUGCUUCUUUCAUAACUGGGAUAACCCUGGUCGUGGAUGGUGGCCAAAGUUUAUAUAGCCAUACCCUAGAAAUACCCGAUCAUGACAGAUGGCCCUCGCCACCAGAAGGAAAAAAUUAUGAAAUGCUUAAAAGCCUUCUUUCUGGCAAGUUCAAGCCAAAGCUGUAAAACAAUGAGAUUUCACCUUAUUCCCAGUUGCACGCUUGCUGAUAAUCUCGCUUUGUGAUUCGCGCUUACUGUUCUAAGUAAUACCAUUUUUUUGCUCAUACGUAACUACCUUGAGUGCCUUGACUUUUUGUUGGUUUAUACUUAAAACUUGAAAGGCUGUACAAGGUAAAUUUCUUCUCUGAAAACACUCACUGCGCUGAAAACAUUCAAUCUCUUGGGAAAAGAAAGUAUAAAAGACAAAAUCUCCAUUUGCACAGCCAUUAAGUAAGGAAGAAUUCCAGAAGUGAAUAAAAAAAAAUUACUUAUUUUGAAGUGAAGGGGCAGAGAGGAGAUGUUGUGGAAUCCUUCUAUUCUCGAUGAAUUUGGGGAGAAGGUAAUUUAAAUCUCUCUUGUUAUUAUUGGUCGCAUCAAUAACAUAACCCUUGAGGUAGCUGUUAGCUGUAUACUAUUGCUGUUCAGCCACACACUGAUUUUAAAGACUGAGUAGGUAUUUCUCUGAAAAGAAUUAAAAAUAAGGCAGAAUGCUGUUAUUAAUAUUUGAAACUAACAUGGCAUAUCAUAUUGGGAAUGUCUUGAAUUGUUUGCAGGUAUGACUACAUAGUGGAGUUAAGCUGGCUGCAACUUAAAUUUUAUAAUAGAAUAAUCAGAUAAUAAGCUUUUACAUACAGUGAUGGAAAAUGGUAUAGAUUCAACAAUUUAAUAUGCAAGAUCUUGAAGCAAAAGCUAUAGUGUAUAUUGCAGUGCUUUCUAUGGUAUGCUGUACUGUUAAAGGAGAAACUUGGAAUCCUCCAUUUACCAGUUAAAACACUUUCUAGCCAUGCUGUGUUGUCUUACAAUGUUAACGCAAUUUUGCUCAUCAGUGUCUCUAAAAUAGGUGUGAUUUUUGUGGUCGAUACAGAUAUUCCGUUUAAAAAAAAAAAAAAAAAUCUUGUGAUAUAUCACAAGGCUAUAUUUGUCACUAUUCACUUUAAGGCAAGUGUUCCCAUGUCUGAUAACUUUAAUCAAAGUAUAAAAAAUAAGUGAUGACCGUGUUUGCUGUAACAACUGAAAUGUGUGGAAUCAGGUUGCUGCUAUAGAAGCAGCCUCAUUAAUACUUCAUUUUGGAUUGAAUGUAAGAGUCUCUGCCAGUUGUUUGUUCUCUGCAAAGAUGUUUGACUUUUGUGUCUUUCAUUAAAAUAUGGAAACUUA
This is a messenger RNA of Chroicocephalus ridibundus (black-headed gull), 2134 nucleotides long. It is a transcript of the gene PECR, whose product is annotated as peroxisomal trans-2-enoyl-CoA reductase. Lineage: Eukaryota; Metazoa; Chordata; Aves; Charadriiformes; Laridae. The transcript is spliced from 8 exons. Gene Ontology annotation, molecular function: trans-2-enoyl-CoA reductase (NADPH) activity. Gene Ontology annotation, biological process: phytol metabolic process. Bases 38 to 946 code for a protein of 302 amino acids. The record is from RefSeq and is a predicted model, not a curated record. Gene Ontology annotation, cellular component: peroxisome.